AUGAUGGAAAUUAACAACAAAGCCAUCCGGUUUCAAGUAGAUAGUGGUGCGUCAAUCAACGUCAUCACGCAAGAUCUGAUCGGAGACUGUACUGUAAAACCAACCAACACAAAGCUUUUAAUGUGGAAUAAGUCAGAAGUAAACGCCCUCGGUUCUGUUAGGCUCAUAAUCCGUAAUCCUGAAAACAGGAAGAAAUAUUCGGUGGAAUUCAUUGUUGGCAGUACAGGUCUACUGCCACUGAUCGGGGCUAAAGCAGCUCAGCACAUGAAGUUAUUAACAGUGCACAAGGAGAAUUUCAUGCCAGCACCACCAUCUAACAAAACACUGCCUAGUGUUAAGCAUGUCACCUCCGCAGCAAAAUUAGUUCAAGCGUUUCCGGAGGUAUUUGAGCGACCAGUUGGUACUUUCCCGGGGACAGUACAUCUUGAAGUCGAGCCGGAGGCACACCCAGUAAUAGUACCGUCGCGUCGUAUUCCUACAGCAUUGAAAGAACCCUUCAAGAAUGAAUUGGACAAACUAGUAAAAGACAAGAUCAUAGCACCAGUUGAACAGCCCACCCCCUGGGUGACUAGCGUAGUGGUGACAACCAAGAAGUCUGGUGCACUCCGAGUUUGUAUAGAUCCCAGACCCUUGAACAAGGCCCUUAAGAGAGAAACAUACCAAAUGCCUGUCCUCGACGAACUUUUACCUGAGCUAGCGCAAGCCAAAGUUUUUCAACAGUGGAUCUUUGGUCCGGAUUUUGGCAUUGUGUUUUGGAUGAAUAUUCCAGCCUGUUAACCACCUUUUCAACUCCAUAUGGCAGAUACCGAUGGCUUCGACUACCGUUUGGGUUAUCGGUUUCUCCUGAGAUUUUCCAGAAGCGGAUCAACCAAGCGAUCGAAGGCCUAGAUGGCGUUCUGAAUAUCGCAGAUGAUAUUCUAAUCUAUGGCGUGGGCGAAACCGAAGAAAUUGCAAAUGCUGACCAUGACAGGAAACUGCAAGCUUUACUGGAACGAUGUGAAGAGCGGGGUAUGGUGUUAAACCAAGACAAGCUAAAGUUACGUGUUACGCGAGUGAAAUUCAUGGGACACAUACUUACAGCCAACGGAUUAGAACCCGACCCGGAAAAAGUGAGGGCUAUAAAGGAGAUGCCGAAACCACAGAAUAUUGAGGAUGCCCAGCGGCUUAAUGGCUUUGUCAACUAUCUGGCCAAGUUCCUGCCGCAUAUGGCAGAGGCCAUGGAACCAAUUCGAAGAUUAACACGGAAAGAUACUGUGUGGCAAUGGACCGAUGAGCAAGAACGAGCAUUCGGUAAAGUCAAAGAGAUGGUUGCAGAGUCGCCAGUCGUCAGCUACUAUAACCCAACCCUACCACUAGAGAUCCAGUGUGAUACAAGUCACAAGGGACUUGGCGCGGCCUUGUUGCAACAAGGUAAGCCGAUUGCCUAUGCUAGCCGUGCCCUGACGCCAACCGAACAGCGUUAUGCCCAAAUGGAAAAGGAGAUGUUGGCGAUAGUCUUCUCUCUAGAGAGAUCUCCCCAAUAUACGUUUGGUCGUCCAGUCCAUGUAUACAGCGACCAUAAACCACUCGAAUCGAUCAUGAAAAAACCGUUAUCACAAGCGCCGAAAAGACUCCAAGGUAUGAUGAUGAGGUUGCAGAAGUACAAUGUCGAAGUGAGCUACGAGCGAGGAAAGAAUAUGCUGCUAGCAGACUUACUGUCAAGAGCGUACAUACCAACAGCAAAAGAUCCAGAACACAGCCAGUUUGAAGACGUGAACGCGUUGAGUUUUCUUCCAAUCUCCAAAUCGCAGUUGGAUCAAAUCAGAGCAGAAACACAACGUGAUAAAACUUUGCGAGCACUAGAGGGUGUCAUUCUUCAAGGAUGGCCUGAAGAUAAGAAAUUUCUGCCUCCACAAGUCCUGCCUUAUUUUAGCAUGAGAGACGAACUUACGGUCGAGCAUGGGCUUAUCUUCAGAGGUGAACGUGUCGUGAUUCCGACGGGUUUACGCCAGCUUAUGAAGCAAAAGAUACACUCAUCCCAUAUGGGAACUGAGUCGUGUUUGCGCCGAGCGAGAGAAUGCAUUUUUUGGCCGGGUAUGUCAGCAGAAAUACGUCAACUUGUAGAAGCAUGUGACACGUGUCAUAAAUUUAGCAGCGGUCAAACGAAAGAAACACUGAAAUCUCACGAAAUUCCCAGCCGUCCGUGGGAGAAAAUUGCAACUGAUCUGUUCACCUACAAUAACAAAGAGUUCCUCAUCACAGUGGAUUACUACAGCAACUUUUGGGAGAUUGACGAACUAUCAACCACAACCGCCCCUGCCGUGAUCGCCAAACUUAAACGACAUUUCGCCAGAUACGGCUGUCCAGAAACAGUAAUAAGUGACAAUGGCCCACAAUUUUCCAGCGAAGCAUUCGCCACUUUUGCCAAAGCGUGGGAAUUCGAGCACCGUACCAUAAGCCCCUGGAAUAGUAAAGCUAACGGGAAAGUCGAGGCGGCCGUAAAAGUAGCCAAGCAGCUUCUACGCAAAGCACGAGAUAGCAACGGAGAUAUACAUCUAGCUCUCCUCGACCAAAGGAAUACUCCUACGCAAGGAAUGACCACAAGUCCUGCUCAGGGGUUCUUAAAUCGAAGAACGAAAACGUUGCUGCCAACCAAAGAAACAUUGCUACGUCCAACAGUAGCAUGUCCCGCGGAACAACAGCAAAAGAUCAAGGAAAAACAAGAGACCCAAGCGCAUUAUUACAAUCGUAAUGCUAAAGACCUACCAAAACUGAAAAAAGGGGAGGUAGUUCGGAUCAAGCCAUCGAAGCCUGCGGUCCGUAUUUGGGAGAAAGGUGUAGUGGUACAGAGAAGUGAUGAUAGAUCGUACAUUGUAGAGACCGCUGAAGGAACUAGAUAUCGCCGUAAUCGGUAUCACCUCAGAAAGACUGCAGAGUCAGCUCCUGUACAAAGUGAAGUCGGGGAAGUUGAUAUUGAAACAGACUGCGAAAGUCCCAAGGAGGAUAAUGGAAUCGUAGAGAAACUACCAAGUCCAGGCUUGGAACCGAUGAGAAAGGAACCAGGAACACUUUGCCCAGCCAAACAUCAGCCUGAGACUUCUAAGCCAGUACGUCCACAACGUGUACGCAAAACACCAGCAUAUUUUGCUGACUAUGCACUGGGAUAA
Messenger RNA from Paramuricea clavata, 3146 nucleotides. Lineage: Eukaryota; Metazoa; Cnidaria; Anthozoa; Malacalcyonacea; Plexauridae. The record is from the annotation of a GenBank genome assembly.